Molecule: messenger RNA, 13587 nt
Organism: Cephus cinctus (wheat stem sawfly)
Lineage: Eukaryota; Metazoa; Arthropoda; Insecta; Hymenoptera; Cephidae
Gene: faf
Product: probable ubiquitin carboxyl-terminal hydrolase FAF-X
Exons: 33
Coding region: 662-8572 (2636 amino acids)
Biological process (GO): protein deubiquitination; cell migration
Cellular component (GO): nucleus; cytosol
Molecular function (GO): cysteine-type deubiquitinase activity; cysteine-type endopeptidase activity
Source: RefSeq, a predicted model, not a curated record
UCCUAGUCGUGUUUACAGAUUUGCAGUGAGUUCGUAACGUCACGUCAAAACUGCACCACGAAUUUCUACUACGAUUUACUAUGCAAAGGUGCGUUUUUUGUUGACCGGUGCAACGCGGCAUUUAUGGAACAUUGCAUAUCAAUCCUUGUUCUAUUUAGAAAGAAUUUCGAGCGGGAUAGCGUGAUUUUCCAGUCUUUACUUAGCUUGGCAGUACCAAUCGUUAGGAUCGUCGCCAUUUUGUCCGGAACAGGCCCGGUCUGGCGCACCGACCGAAAAAUAGCCGCAAGUUCCAUAAACAUCGCCCGAAUUUAAGCAAAUCUCUCGCCAAAAUCUUUUGCCUUUCUACGACGGUUAUCUGGAUAUGUUGAUGUGACUAUCGAAGGAUUCCUCCUAUGACAAGAGCAGCGGUUAUCGCGACGGGGUGUGUGGUUCGUGGAUUCCCAGACUAUUCGAUCGACAGGUGCGGACGUUCCAAUUUUCAAGCUCUGCCACUAAGGAUUCCUUCGAUUUCCAAGAUAAUGUAGAUAUAAGUUAGUGGAACCAGGCCUUUAGGAUAUAAUUGUAUUUAAUGCCAGUGAAUGUGCUGGAUACUUGUCAUAACGCUACUGAAACUAGAACAGGAGAUUUUGAGACAGUUGGAGAAUAGAAGAGGUGCGCCAGAAUGACGAUUGCUACUAGGGGCCAGGGAGUUGGCAUAGAUCCUCCCGAGAGCCAACAAAAUACUCAGAUACAUAGUCCGGCAGGACCACAGCAGUUAGCGGAUACGAUGUCGGGGUUACAAUUGACGGAAAACGUGGUACAAACAGAGUGCACAGAGGGGUCAAAUUCGGAAGAGAGUAACCAUAUUCAUCUCCAUCAGCAGCAACAGCCACAGCAGCAACAACAACAACACGGAGAACCAGAUUUUCCGCAUGCAAAGUUGGCUGUGCUUGACGAGAAGAUUUCAAGCCCGCGCUGGAUCGUCCCCGUCCUUCCUGAACAGGAACUUGAGUGUCUGCUACAGGCUAGCAUCGAUCUCUGUAGAAAAGGACUCGAUGUACAGAGCGAAGCAUGUCAACGGUUUUUUCGGGAAGGCCUCACAAUAUCCUUUACGAAGAUAUUGACGGAUGAUGCUGUCAACAGUUGGAAGUUCAACAUCCACAAUUGCAUAAAUGCCAAUUGCGAACGACUCGUUGAGCUCUGCGUACUCAAACUGCACGAUGACUGGUUUCCUUUGCUUGAUCUCCUUGCUAUGGUUUUCAAUCCGAAUAACAAAUUUCACACAUUUAACGCGACAAAGGUAUCUGAGACGGUGCCUCCAGGUAGUAAUAUUCCCGAUGAAGAACUUUAUGCCAGACCACCACCAGAUUCCAGAAGUCCUCGAGGAUGGCUGGUGGAUCUUAUUAACAGGUUUGGGAGUCUGAACGGCUUCGAGAUUUUACUCUCGAGAUUUCAGAGCGGACGCAAUCUAACAGUGCCAGUUAUUUACGCGUUGCUCAGACCCUUUGGAUUGUGCUAUGAGUACUUGACCGUUCACACGAUAGUCAAGUACCUUAUGUCGAUAGUGGAAAUGGUACCAGUGAUCCUAGACAACUUAACGGAUGAAGAACUGAAGAAGGAAGCAAAAAACGAAUCGAAAAAUGAUGCAAUUUCAGCGAUAAUCAAAGCUACGAAGUGUUUGGUUUCACCAGUGCCACAUCAAGAAGAAACAAUAAAGAACCUCGAAAUUUUAAGGUUAAAGAUGAUACUUAAACUUUUACAAAUAUCGUCAUUCAAUGGCAAAAUGAACGCUCUUAAUGAAGUGAACAAAGUCAUCGCCAGCGUUAGCUACUAUCCACAUAGAAAUCCGAGCUUAGAAGAAGAGGAAUGGCUCACUGCGGAACGUAUGGCUAAAUGGAUCAAAGAUAACGGUGUUCUGGAAAUCGUUCUUCGAGAUUCGUUGCACCAACCUCAAUAUGUCGAGAAGCUAGAGAAGAUUUUACGAUUCAUAAUUAAAGAGCGAGCAUUAACUUUGGAUGAUUUGGAUGCUGUAUGGGCUGCGCAGGCUGGUAAACACGAAGCCAUUGUUAAGAAUGUUCAUGACCUUCUCGCAAAACUCGCCUGGGAUUUUAGUCCAGAACAGUUGGACCAUCUAUUUGAAUGCUUUCAGUCAAAUUGGAAGACUGCAAACAAGAAGCAAAGAGAAAAACUGUUGGAGCUCAUUCGGAGACUUGCAGAGGAUGACAAGGAUGGUGUAAUGGCUCAUAAGGUUCUUACUCUUUUCUGGAAUUUGGCGCACUCGGAUGAGGUGCCAACAGAAAUAAUGGAUCAGGCGUUAAAUGCCCAUGUAAAAAUCCUAGACUAUUCAUGUUCGCAAGAACGGGAUGCUCAAAAGACGAUCUGGUUGGAUAAAUGCGUUGAAGAAUUAAAAAAUGAUGACAAAUGGGCCCUUCCGGCUUUAAAACAAAUUCGCGAAAUUUGUUGUUUAUACGAACCAAAUCCAAACAUGGGGCACAGCCAAAGGAGUCAUCACGUGUAUUACAGGCAAGAAGUAAUAGAACGGUUACAAGCUCAACAUUCGGUAGUGAUCCUAGUCACGAAUAGUCUGACUAAUUACAUGGACAAACUGCGACAGUUGGUCAAAGAGAAUCCCGAUAUUGAUGCAAAUACAUUUAUGCCUGAUCGUCGGUAUAAUCACAUUAUGCAAGUUCAAGAGAGACUUAACUUUCUCAGGUUUCUCUUAAAGGAUGGCCAAUUGUGGUUGUGUGCUGACCAGGCGAAGCGAAUUUGGCAAUGCCUCGCAGAACAGGCAGUUUUUGUUUCGGACCGUGAAGCUUGUUUUAAGUGGUUUUCAAAACUAAUGGGAGAAGAGCCUGAUUUGGAUCCAGCAAUUAACAAAGAUUUCUUUGAGAAUAAUAUACUCCAGCUUGAUCCAACCUUACUUACUGAAAGUGGAAUUAAGUGUUAUGAAAGAUUUUUUAAGGCUGUCAAUUCAAAAGAAGGAAAACUCAAAUUGAAGCGAAGAACUUUUCUCAUGGAUGAUGUCGAACUUAUCGGGACCGACUAUCUAUGGAGGGUGGUAACAAACGGCCCCGAAGAGAUUGCUAGUCGCGGUAUCGAACUGCUGAAAGAAGUUAACACGAAUCUUGGGCCACGAUUACAAAGCACAGUCCUCGUGUUUCAUGCAACUUACAUCGACGAGUGCAUCGACAGACUGAGAGCGCACUUUGAUACCGUUUCCGUGCUUAGCAAGGUUUACUUGGACAGUAAGGAGGAUCGGGAGGACCAAAUGGCCAAUAAAAUUCGAACGGAGGCUGUUAAGAUGUGUCGAGUCAUGAAGGUUCUUCAGGAAUAUAUUAACGAAUGCGACACUGCCUUUCCUGGGGAACGAAAAAUCCUUCCAUUACACAGAGCAGCUCGAGGCAAGCACCUGUCGUUAGUGAUCCGAUUCGCAAGUCCAGGACGCAAUGUAGAUGAUAUUGACAUCUUUACACACAGUAACGAUACGUUGGCCUCGUUGCGUAGACAGAUUCUUCGUAGAAUCAAAGCCAGCGGCACGAACGUCAAACUCGAUCUUUUUAUUAAUGGCGAAUCUUUGGAACAGGCAGAUGAUCGUAAACUACUGUCACAGAUUCCUUUGCGUGAUAAGAUGCUAUUAUCGGCAAAACUCAGUCAGGCGAACAGCAAUAUGCCAAGUUCACCGGACAGCAGUUCCGAUAGUUCGACAAGUUCACCACAGCAUCCGUACGAUGGGCCAAAUUUAGAAGCUGAAAACAGUUUGCCAGGAGUGGUUAUGUCGCAACGCUCGGAGUAUACAAAUUUCUUCUUUCAAUUGGCCGAUCUUGGCUGCAACCUCCAGCAUCCGCAACUGCGCGAUGGAGCUCGAAACUUAUUGCAACUUGUACCGCCUGACACUUUGACUGUAACAAGAUUGCAAUGGCUUUUCGGUCAUUGGCGAGACGAUGAACCUUCCCAAAGCCCUGUUUGCAAUGAACAAAAUACCAGUGUUGAUACACUUUUCUUUACGGCCAGUCCUAGCCAGGUGUUAUACAACUUGGAGGUUUUAUAUACAUUGCUAAUGCCAGCGCUGGAUCCAAUGUCAGAUCGUGCAUUCGAAUUUCAACAUAAUUUCAUAAAAAGUGGCGAAGCAGGCGUCAUCUUGGACAUGCUAACGAAAAAUAAAUUCCUACCAAACGCGGACGAGUCAACAAAACGUUCUGCAUACUUGACUGUUUUGAAACUCUGCAAGCUUCUCUUAACCAUAGUGGGAAAUGUAAUGGCGUGCGUGAUGGACGAGGUGCAGCAACAGUCUGGAUCUGUUCCAGAGAAUCACGACAAUCAUUUGCACAACAAUCGUGGGCCAGUUGCUAUUCUGAAACAAGCCUUGCAUAGUGUACCGAAUCAGAAUACCGAAUACAUGCUGCGUAGCGUAGCAGCUAAACUUGCUCAGUAUCUGGCAAAUCAAAUGCUGUCCGGAGGAUCCGAAUCAGAUCGGUGUAGACAAUUGUUUGUUCAAGCUCUCUCGUGGGAGCUACCUGAUAUGGCCACUAUAAGAGCCAUUAUCAGACUCGCUUGGGCUGCUUCGUCUGGAAAUCUUAAUAACGUCAACGCAUCCGCCGAUCUUUUACAUACUGUUCAUGAAAUCAACCAGAAAGAACACCGUGUUCCAGAUAAUGAUGAUGUCUUGGUUUGCAAGGAAGCCCUGGAAGUUUUAACCAUAGCCUUGGUUUUAAAUCCUACUGCUCUGGAGUCGCUUACAAGGGAUAAAAUAUGGCACACCUUCUUCAUAGACCUUGUACUUCUUAGUACGGCUAGAGCAGUACGAAUUGCCGCAGCCGAACAAUUUCUCUUGAUCUCCACGUGGUGCAGCAGCGGACAUCAACCGCUGCAGUUUUCUAUUACAUUGCUCUUUACGGUUCUUAAUACAACUGUUAUGGAAAAUGCGAAGCAAAGUCAUGAAUAUUUUCAGCUUCUAUGCAGAUUACUAAACUUCGCUCAUAUUUCGGGUUGUCCUCUGUCCACUGCGGAAACACUUUUGAACAUCGAGAUUGCGUGGCUCAAAAAGGUUCGGGAUAACGUUGCUGAAAGCGGCGAGGUACAAGUAGAAGAAGCUGUCCUCGAGGGUCACCUCGGACUUACCAAAGAACUUUUAGCAUUUCUUCCUUCUAGUAAGAAGUACGAACUCGGCUCGGACGAGAAACGUGGAGUCAAUCUCAUUAAAGAGUUGGUCCAGGACUUUGUUUUUUCUGCUUCACGGCUUAUGCUACAAUUACGCAGUACAGGUGAACUGAGUUCAUCUCAAGCAUGCCCAGUCUGCACAACGCCACAGUCGACCAGCGCAGCCUUUGAUUUAUUAGUUGGUUUAUGUGUGGGAUGCGUGCCAAAUAUGAAAUUGUUAGUGACGAUGCUGACCGACAUGUUCUACUCGGAACGUGACGAGCCACUAUUGGAGUGGGAUUACUUACCACCGGUUGGACCGCGCCCUAUGAAAGGCUUCGUCGGUUUAAAAAAUGCUGGCGCUACUUGUUACAUGAACUCCGUACUCCAACAACUCUAUAUGGUUGAGAGCAUUAGAGUUGGCCUAUUGGCUGCCGAAGGUGCCGCUACUGAUCUCAACGAAGACUUUUCUGGUGAGGAAAGAGCCGACGGCGAGCAGACCAUUGAGGCCAACGAUAAUGACUCGAAUGAGGAAAAAUGUGGCGCUGAUGAGUCACGUAAGGAGUACAAUAUAGGAAUUUUGAAACAGGUCCAAGCUAUCUUCGGGCACCUUGCUUACAGUAAAUUACAAUAUUACAUACCUCGAGGACUCUGGAAACACUUCAAGCUUCAAGGGGAACCUGUUAAUCUAAGGGAACAACAGGAUGCUGUAGAGUUCUUCAUGAGUCUCGUAGAAAGUCUGGAUGAAGCAUUGAAGGCACUUGGGCACGAGCAAAUAAUGGGGAAGAUAUUAGGUGGCUCUUACAGCGACCAGAAGAUCUGCAAAGGUUGCCCACAUAGGUACUCCAAGGAGGAGCCGUUCAGCGUUAUCAGCGUGGACAUUCGCAACCACAGCAAUCUCCUCGAUUCGCUCGAGCAAUACGUCAAGGGAGAGUUACUUGAGGGUGCCGACGCCUACCAUUGUGACAAGUGCAACAAAAAGGUCGUGACGGUGAAGCGGCUCUGCGUGAAGAAACUACCUCCAAUCCUGGCAAUACAAUUGAAGCGUUUUGAAUACGACUUUGAACGGGUCUGCGCUAUAAAAUUCAACGACUACUUUGAAUUCCCACGAGAUCUGGACAUGGAGCCCUACACAGUCUCAGGAUUAGCGAAACUCGAAGGAGAAGUAAUAGACUGCGACUUCGAGGAAGCAAACAAGGGAACGUGUACUAAGUAUCAGCUAAGCGGUAUCGUGGUUCACAGUGGACAGGCCAGCGGUGGCCAUUACUACUCCUACAUUUUACACAGGCAAAAUGACGGCACAGCAAAAUGGUACAAAUUCGAUGACGGUGACGUAACAGAAUGUAAAAUGGAGGAGGAGGAAGAAAUGAAAUCACAAUGUUUUGGUGGUGAUUACAUGGGUGAAGUAUUCGAUCACAUGUUGAAGCGGAUGAGUUACCGUCGUCAGAAACGUUGGUGGAACGCUUAUAUGCUUUUCUAUACACGAUUGGACGUUGAGGAAAAUUCGUUGAUGAAGAGCGUAAAUGAGCUUUCUCUCUACACAAAGCUCGGAGUGAUGAGGAUGCCACCGGCUAUAGAGUACAGCGUGCGUAAACAAAACAUAAAAUUCAUGCACAACCGCAACCAGUUCAGUGCCGAAUACUUCCAAUUUGUACGCAAACUCGUCUCCUGUAAUCCGCAUACUAUUAAUCGACAGAACCUUAAUGAGAAACUGGUACAGUACUUGCUGUCUCAAUUUAUCAGCCCAGAAGCUGAAGAAUUGGCCAUGCUGUCAGUACAAUUGGCUUCAAGGUUUCUCUUUUACACUGGUUUUCAUACCAAAAAAACACUUCGUGGAACAGCUACGGAUUGGUACGACAUUCUUUGUCAUCAUUUGCGUUGUAGCAAAGCAGUUCGCUCGUGGUUCGCCCACAACGUUCUUUUCAAUAAUCCACACAGAUUUUGUGAAUACUUAUUGAGUUGCCCCAGCACAGAAGUCAGAACCGCCUUCUUAAAAAUACUGGUGUUCCUAGCCCAUUUCUCUCUGCAGGAUGGUCCCUGCGUGCCUCCUAGUCUCAAUGCUCCGACGAUUCUGUUGGACCCCACGGCAACGCUUAGUGACCAUCUAUUGCAUGCAGUUCUUUCUCUAUUGCAUCGAGAAGUAUCCGAUCAUGGCCGUCAUCUUCCACAUUACUUUUCGUUAUUCCACAUGUAUGCUUCGCUGGGUCUUGCCGAAAAGGCUCAGCUUCUGAAGCUUAACGUACCAGUAACCUUUAUGCUGGUUGCUAUUGACGAGGGCCCUGGACCUACGAUAAAAUACCAGUAUCCGGAACUUACAAAAUUGCAUCAAGUUGUCAGUAUGCUAAUCCGGUGCUGUGAUGUAUCUUCAAGAACGCAAUCGAGUCAUGCACAGACAGGGGUGCCACCAUUGCUCAAUCCUUAUGGGGAGCCUACGUGUCAACCUGACUACCUCAUGCCAAUUCAGCCCCAGGCGGCAGAGAUACUCUUUAUUCGAACUAGCUACAUGAAGAAGUUGAUAGAAGAUGCAAACGUUACCGAAGACACUGUCAAGCUCCUUCAGUACUGUUGUUGGGAAAAUCCACAUUUAUCCCGAACAGUUCUUAGUGAACUUCUAUGGCAGAUUGGAUUUGCUUACACGCACGAGCUCCGACAUCACACAGAUCUUCUACUAGCUAUGUUGCUCAUGGAGGAUUCUUGGCAAACGCAUCGUGUUCACAACGCACUCAAAGGAGUACCAGACGAGAGGGAAGGUUUGUUCGAGACUAUACAGCGAAGUAAGAGCCACUACCAAAAACGAGCGUAUCAGUGCAUCAAGUGUAUGGUACAACUCUUCAGUAAAUGUCGGCCGGCACAUCAGCUGCUUCACCAUAGUCCGGAUCUUCGACGCAAGUGGAUGCUGGCCAUCGAUUGGUUGCAAGACGAGCUGGAUAAGAGGCCGUAUACCUCAGCAGCACCAUAUACCCAUGCAUACAAUAAUUGGUCACCGCCAGCUCAGUCGAACGAGUCAACUAAUGGCUACUUCCUAGAGCGCAGCAACAGCGCUAAGAAGACUUUAGAGCGUGCCUACGAGUUGUGUCCCGAAGACGAGCAGGAAGCAGAGGACGCUAGUGAAGAGUGCGUAGAAGAAUCUGAAAAGUAUGAACAGCAACAAACUCACUUCAGAUUUAAUAAGCGUGGAUUAAAUGUACAGUGGAGAUCGAAAGAACGUUACGCUGUACAACCGGAUGGGACGAUAACACAACAGCUGCAGCAACAACAACAACAGCAGCAGCAGCAGCAGCAGCAGCAGCUGCCAAUACAGCAACCGCAGUUACAGGAUGAAUCACAACCUCAACAACUACAACAAGUACAACACGCUGGCCCAUCACCGGUGCACAGCCCGCAGCAUGUACAGCAACUACAACAAAACUGCGAGACUAAAUUCCGAUGCACCGAAGGUACCAAUCAGGACUCAUAAUGAACGGUGAAACUGAUUGAUCAACGUGCUGCGCCUUACGGAGAAUCGUCUACGAAAGCCGGUGUUGCAGCUUAGGAUCAUCACUUUGUGUAUGGAUAAACCAAAUCUAAGAUGAGAGUCUAUUUAUUCUCUCGCGACGACUGGAAUUGCUUUAUCUUACUGCGACACAAAGGAAGAAUAAGGAAAGUAAAGUAGUAAAAAAGACUCAAAGGAAAUGGAAAUAAGCGAUCAUUCGUUCGUCGGCAGCUUCGAAAGGAUACCAAUUAGAAUGGUUCGCCAUAAGGGACAGGUUAAGGUUAUGUAUUAUAUAAAUGUAUAGCAGUCGAGUUCCGAUACGUAAUCCGUCGGUACAUCGUGGAUUUUUUUCUUCGAGAAAUUCGUUUUCGUUAACUUCUAGUUAAAAAUUAAAGAAAAACUGGAAGGGACUACGAAGAGAGUAAGAAAACGUCGAAGGAAAACAAGGCGGCAUUUGAAAGUUACAGUACUGCAUACAAAAAAAUGGCUAAAGGAUGUAAUGGUAAGAGAGGUUGUAUAAAUGUAUAGCAGCUGUGUGCACGUGUUCCAACCCGUCGUUGCCUCAAAUUUCUCUAAGGAUUUUUAAUCAUGGUUCCCAUUGAUUGUCGACCUCGGAUAUCACGAAUCGGCAGUGUACUUAAUCGUCGAUCCGGAAAUCGCUUCCACGAGAGCUCCAUUAAGUCCAUAAAUAUCUUGAAUCGUUACCAUGAGAUUCCUUCGAGAAGUCGACUGCGGGUCAGAACUUUGUUGAGAGAAAUAAUAUUUCUAGAAAGGAUGAAGCAGCGAAAUAUUGAACAUAAAGAAUGAAGAUGACGCGAAUCAAACGAAAUGGAAUUAAGAAAAUCAAUGAUACAGCAAGAUGAGAAAUAAGUGAAAGAAUGAAAAAAAUAAAUCAAGAAUAUUAACACUGGAUUUGAUUUGAGACAAGAAAAAAAUAACCGAACAAACAGAAACCCAAAUAUUCAUACGUAACUCAGGCCCAAAUAAAGGAACGAGGGUAAAAGGAGGUAAAAGUGCUGAAACUGAAUAUAAAUAGAGAUCAAUGCCAUAACCUGUCACUUCAAUUUUCCGCCCUAUUUUAAAAUUUUCAUAAAAUGGCCGUUCGUCCGUUUUAUUAGACCCAUUCGAAGGUAAAAAUAAUGAAGUAUGAUUGAGGAAAUAGGGGAGAGAGAAAAAGAAAGCGGAAAGGGAAAGGAAGGGCAAGUGCAAAGAAUGGUAAAAAUUUAGAAAAUCAUAGAAACUAUCGGAGAAUCCAGCAGUGAUGACAAUGCAUCAUUCGAGUAAAAACAAUGCAAAAUUAAUGGAAAGUCCGUCAGUUAAUUGGAGGUUUUUAAUCGAGUAGUUUGUUUCAUUGUCAAGCUGGCUAAUUGAAUUCUCAGCGAUUGAUUAGUCGCUUAGACAACAAAUGCGCGCCCCCGCCCUACUCCCUAGAGACUCGUGACGAAAUAUGUACAUAUAGAACUGCUUUUUAUAUGUGAUGAAUACCAAGGAAAAUUAUUGUAUAUCAUAUAUUGUAUGACACAUCAAUCGAGUAUACGGGAGACUGCUAUUACCUAUUAUUCUCGGUUUAGCUUCGGCACUUUCACUUUAUAUUUUUAUCCAUUUCUUAAGAGAUUAUAUACUUUGCUCGUAUAAUCGCUAGAUCUAAUCCGAUUCAUUGUAAUUAAUUUUAUAUCUAUUUUCACCAUUAUCUCUGUUUUCUUCAUACUUUGGAGAGACAAUGUUUUUUUCUUUUCUUUCAUACGAAAAGUCUUAACUGAAAUCACUAUAAAUGAGGAGAGAAAAAUGAUGUGAAUUAAAAUGUUGUGAUUUCCAGUGUCAUUUUCACUUGUAGUCAUAACUUUUCUCUUCCUUUUCUUUCAAUAAAAAAAAAGUUUUCACUGGAAUAUUAUAAAGCAGGAAUACUGCAUGCAAGGUUUCUUUUUAACGAGGGAUUAACCAUUGCCAGUUUGGAUCAUCGUUGAUCCUAAAAGCAAAUACCUCAGAAUUUACUACUUGUCGAACUCGUAUUUUUCUUGCAACCAGCUUUCUAAAAAAAAAAUUAACGUCGAUGUAUCCUGCCGGACAGAAACAAUAUGUUGGUUCCAUGAAAAAUCGAUAAACUAUACAAAUUUUAAGUCUUCGGAAUACAUAUAUACGGACAAAGUAAAGAAGAUGGAUAAGGAUUUCGUGGUAUUGCAACAAAGUUAAAUUUAACGAAGGUGUAUCGGCAUAUGUGUAAAAGAGAUAACUUCUUUUCGUUACCAAUUCAAAACAAAGAAAUGACAGAAAAGCUUGCUUCGUAUCGAAACCGAGAAAAAUUGCCAGACACUCCGUUCGAGCUUUUAGCGCCUUUUUGAUAGUAUCGUUGAUAGUAGUUAUAUCAGUCGAUAAGAAAAGGACAAAAGAAAAUGCUCCAGGAUUUUAUUUGGAGACAUUAGCUCGUGGAGAUGAAUGGCGACCCGAGGCUACUUUUUAAAGUGUUCGAAACUCAACGGCGACGGAAAUGAGGAUAGAGCGAAAUUAAAAUGCCGCGAAUAAAGGGUGAAAGCGCCACUGCACUGUAGAAAAUCAAAUACAUGUACAUAAACGAUAUAAUAUGAGAAGAGGGGGAAGGAGGAAAAAGAGUAAGCUGAGAGAAGAAUUGAAAACGAAUAAGAGGAGAAGUAAGAAGAAAGCCUGAAGGAAAAAUGGGUGCAGAAGGGUUGAAACAUGGACUAUGAGUAAUAAAAAAUUAAUAUAAUACCUGAAUAUUGUAAUAAUAUUAUAAUACAAGCUUGAGUUCGCGUCGCACUGGAGCGAAGCGUGUUCGGCAUUUUUUAUUCGCGACCGCGUCGCCCUCUGGAUGCCAUUUUCUACUUAUUAAUUAAUACAAUGACGGGAGUUAUCUGUAAUACAUGAUUUUUAAAUUGCCACACUGUAGGAUCCACUCGAUUAUUUCCGUAAUCGAUCGGCUAUCGGUUCAUCAAUAUCAAUCAGCCGUUAUCAAUGGUGCCGAAGCGAUAGCACCGGAAAUACGAGUGACGUAGAACACUAUCGAAAAUCGCCAAACGCAUUCGAAUAAUUGCGAGUAUUUUCCUGUAAACCAGGAUCACUUCCGAAUGGUGUCGAACAACAAAUAGAUCCUCGUGUGACGUCGGUGGUCGCUGCUUUGCGAAAAGUGUCGAGUCUUUCGCUCGAUUUCACCGAAAAGUAACACAGACGGAAGAGCAAAUCCCGUCUGGCCAUUCUUUCCGUUUUUUCUUUUUUAAUUCGUGCUGUAAAUAUGAAGUCUGUUGUGUGAGUUGCCCUGUAUCGUGCGCCAGCCUGAAUUGUCGCAUACUAAUUUUCCUAAUUUUUUUUCUGAUACGUGCGGAGAUGAUUGUGGAUCUCCUUAGGCGAAACCUUUCAUUUGUGCUGUAUAUAACGAAUUUUGUUAUCGAAUCAAAUGAGCUGUAACGCCAUAAUAGGGAAUCCAAUUGUAUUGUCGCAUAUUAAUUUCGACUGUUACUUUAAUGGAUUGCGAUAAUUGACUAUUUAUGAGAUGCCUAUAAAUUUGCGAGACUAUUACUAUUAAACAUUGUUACUAUAAUAAUUAUUAUUAUUAUUCCACACUAAUUUUUACUCGUUUAACGUAUCGGGACAAUUGACUGUUUUUUAAACGCCCUAUACCGGAUCCUGAUUCUCCCUCAACUUACGAGACUGCAAUUAAAUAAUAAUUAUUAUUCCAUACUAAUUGCGACUAUUCAUUUUGACAGAUCGGGGGCAAGUCAUUAUUCCCGAUUCGUCCUGCAGUUUUCCAUCCCUAACGAUCUACUAAUUAACUUGCCUAUAAUUAAUCGAUUCAAAAUACUAUUAGUCCUGAGCCAUCCAUUACGCUGCCAUUAUUAGCAUUCUUACAAUUGUAUUAUUUCUAUUUCUAAUUUUAUUAUUAUUAUUGUUGUUGUUGUUAUUAUUUUUACGACCUGUAUUUUUAUUGCAUUACAAUUAUUAUAAUUAUAGUAAUUAUUAUCAUCCCGUACGAAAAUUAAUUUUAACAAAAGCGUAUGGGAUAAUAAUAAUAGUGUUAUAAUUAAUGGCUCGGGAUUAGUGAUGCUAGCAAAUAAAUUAAAUUUCAUAAUUCGUAGUAAAACCUAACCUAAUAAAAUGUCAUACGUUUUGGUUACUAUUGUUAAUCCGCCUUCGACCAUCGUUGGUCUAAACUUAUCGAUCACGUUACUAUAACUAUUGACCCACACUAAUGACCAGCUUCUACGCAAUGUGGGCUAAUAAUAAUAAUAAUACCAAAAAGUAAAGAUUGUAGAAGUAAUACAAAAUUUCCAACGCCUUGUACCGAUAGAACGGCGAAACGCGUUUCUUAUGCAAUUCAGUAAAAGGCCAUGGCGCAAUUAAUAUGCGAUACUAAUCGCAAGAAAGAAUCGCAAAGAAAAGUUGAACGAAGAGACAGAACUGGGGAUAAUGACAAAGUUAGAGUGAGAGAAAGAGGAAGAGCAAAGUCGUCUCUUUUUGUAAUAUUUAUUAAUAGCGCAUUUAUGUAUGCAUUUUAUUUGCCUGGAUAAACUCGUACGGCCGAACUCGCAAGCACGUCGAAAGCUUACCGUUGAGAUCAUCGUGCACAGACACACGCAUAUUCGGUGUCUUACGAAUUUCUCGAGAAAACGAUGCUUGCUUCGAGCCUCAUGAAAAGGCCGACGUUUCCGAAGCCCUUUCAAGCACACACGUAGAUCAAACAGCAAUCCAAUCUUCUCAAAAGGGGCAACGCUCGUUUUCAAACUUUUCAGAAAGUUCACGAAUGAGCUUGCGUUAAACUUUUCGAAGUGUCUCUCGCGAGUCUCCUAUCCUUACUUCUCUUCGUUUCGAGCCGACUCACGAGCUCUCUUAUUCCUCUGGGCUUUUCGAAAAGUUCGACGCGCGACGUCCUCUCCGUUGCGGCGCGGCCGGCCUCAUUAAGGUUUUCGCUCCUGAACCGGACACGAGACCUUAGCGUUUGUGUAUUAUUUCUAACGAAUGUAAUAAAAUGUUAAUUCGAUAUAUACUAGCAA